AUGGUGAGCACAACAGAGAUUGACACGCAGGAACAGCCACCCCGCGAAGAGCAGCAGCAUCAGCAGCAGCAGCACGAAGACGUGGUCGUGCACAACGGUUACUCCCUCGUGUCCGUGGCGGCUACCUGGUGCGCCGGCGCGAUCCUCGGAACCCUGGCCGGCGUGCUGGGCUUCCUCUUCGUCGCAACCGUGGCUACAGGAUCCCUGUUCCCGUCCAAGCAGCGCCAGGGGCCGCCACCGCCCGAGAGGGACGACGGCAGCGUGUGCUACUCGCCCGACUGCCUCGCCACGGCCGCGUACCUGCACGAGAAGCUCAACCCGCUGGUCGAGCCGUGCCGCAACUUCCCGGACUACGUGUGCGGACGCUUCCGCGGUCCCAGCAGCGUCAUGGAGCAGGAGUUGUGGCGUAGUCGCGUCGAGGUGCUCGCAAUGGUUCUCCACGCCUCUCACCUGCCCGGCGCGCGCGGCAAGGCCGCGCAGCUGCUGAGACACUGCCUGCUCGUGUACUCGGUGGCGACAUUCAGCCACAAGGCCUUGCAGGACUUCAUGAAGCGCUUCGAUCUCAAGCUCAUCCGCGAGCCUCAGUCGACUGCCACAACGCCCGAUAAGGUGUUGGCUGUGCACGUGGAGCUUUCCUACAAGUACGGUGUGAGCGGCCUGCUGCGAAUUCAACCCAACGUCGCGCGCUCACUGUCGGUGGAGCUGGACCACGAGGCUCUGAUGGCUUCGGCGGAGAGAGUCGAGAACGUGACGAUCUCAGCAUGGAGCAAGCAGUGGCCCAUGCCUGGAUCGUCUCGGCUCAAUCCGUUCGUGCCGCAUCACAAGCCUUCAAGCAGGUGUGUCACGCAGGUGAAAGACCUGCAGUUUGCCGGAGUUAGCCCUAACGCGUUCGCCGACGCCAUCGAGGCGAGCACGCCGUAUCGGCGAGAGGCGAGCGUGUACGAGGGUCGUCGCGUCGUGCCGCUGCUGGAGAGCGUCUGGCAGGCGUUCACCGACAUCGACGACUUGCUUGUCUGGACCGGCUGGUACGUUUUGGACGCGCUGGCUCCUUUCGUCGACACUCUGGCCGCCAAGCUGAAAAGCGAUGACAAGUUAUCCUUCGGCACGUCAUGCGUGACUAUGGUAUCACACGUCAUGGCUCCCGCAGUGGCCGCACUCAUUCGCCUGUCGCAAGUCACGGACAAGGCACGUGACCAGAUUGCCACAAUGACCGACGUCAUCGCCACUUGCCUCAAGGGAAGAACAACUUGGAUAUCGCCAUUCGCCACGCCUCCGCGUCUUCUCGUGGGCUUCCCGCCGUACGCGGACAGCGUCGAGCGGCUGGACGCCUUCUACGCCAAUUUCCCGAAGUCGAGCCAGAACUUCUUCGCCGACUGGAUCGCGGCGGCCGACGAGCGUGCCAGGCGCCUGAGUCCCGAGCAGGAGCACGUGGACGUGUUCCGAAUGGACGUCGACGUGGCCGCGGACGGCACGGUCGUGGUGCCCGCGUCGCUGUUCGCGCUCCCUUUCUUCGCGACCGGAGGACCGCCGGCGCUCAACGUGGGUGGUCUGGGACACUUGAUAGCCAGGCGGCUCGCUGAGAGGUACCUCGUGCCUCAGUCCAUCCUGCCCUCCGCGUGUCUACCUGGGUCUGGGGGCGACUUGGAAGGCGGUGUACUGGAGAGCCUGCUCGCCUACUCCUGUAUAGGCGGCGCUUUGGCAGCGCUCAAUGGCACCCACGAGCAGCGUCUACCUCAGUACGCCGGACUCACGCCGGAGACAAUCAUGUACACGGUCGGGUGCCUCAAGGACUGCGUCCCGCAACUUGGAGGACAGGGCCGCUGCAUGGCAUCGUCGCAGCGUCUGAGGGGCUUCGAGGACGCCUUUUCGUGCGAUUCGAAAGGGCAAAAGGGCGCCACCUGCACGUUCGGAUAACUGAUUCAUCCACACGACUAUGUUGUGUUACCGAA
Rhipicephalus sanguineus (brown dog tick) is the source of this 1949-nucleotide messenger RNA. RefSeq lists its product as uncharacterized. Gene Ontology annotation, biological process: protein processing. The record is from RefSeq and is a predicted model, not a curated record. The coding region runs from base 1 to 1914 and encodes 637 amino acids. The transcript is spliced from 10 exons. Gene Ontology annotation, cellular component: plasma membrane. NCBI's taxonomy places the organism in Eukaryota, Metazoa, Arthropoda, Arachnida, Ixodida, Ixodidae. Gene Ontology annotation, molecular function: metalloendopeptidase activity.